AUGGCUCCCACCGACGAGACCCUCCGCGAGGUGCAGAAGAAGAUCGACAAGGAGAAGGCCCUCAUCAACGCCGCGAAUGUCAUGCGCCAGUCGACUAACAAUCCGGCCGUGUUGUCGCGUCUCGACGGCCAGAUACGCGAUGGCCGCCGCAACAUCGAGUAUUUUGAGUCGAAACUGCGGGACAUAGAGAUGCAGCGGACACAGACCGGCAUGGACAACAUGAGUCUGCAGCCGGGUACCUCCAAGAAAGGCCAGAACCCCGUCACCCCGCCUCCCAAAGACUGGAAUGGAUACGUUGGGCCAGACCAGGGCGGUUAUGGAGAUCCAGCUGGGGGCUACAGCAACCUCAGCGGUGGGCAGGGACUCAUGCCACCGCGAGCGCCAUACGCCCCUCAAGGACCUGGCUCACGCCCCCAGCGCCCCAACUACAGCAAGCUCGACUUGAUCAAAUACGAUACCCCGCAUCUUGGUCCCCGCAUCCAGCUCAUGUUGUCGCAGCUUGAAUUCAAGUUGAGUGUUGAAAAACAGUACAAAGAUGGUAUUGAGAAGAUGGUGCGACUAUACCAGAUGGAGGGCGAUCGCAAGAGCAAGGCAGACGCAGAAGCCAAGCGCAUCGAGAGUAACCAGAAGAUCCAGCUUCUCAAACAGUCCUUGAAGCGCUACCAGGACCUUCAUGUCGACUUUGAGACUGCCGAUGACCGAGACGAUGAUAGUCUGAGCGUACCAAGCCAGCGGAAACCCCUGAGCGGGCACUUGUCCCUACGUAUACACGCAGUAGCCGAUGUCGACCAUGCGGCGACCGGUCGUUUUAGCCGCGGUCCCGAAACUUUCGUCAAUAUCAAAGUUGAAGACAGCAUCAAGGGUCGCACGAAACCGUCCAGGAACGAUCGUUGGUUGGACGAGUUGCACGAGUUCGAUAUCGAUAAGGCCAACGAGAUCGAGGUCACAGUCUAUGAUAAGACCACUGAUCACCCAUUGCCCAUUGGCUUGCUUUGGGUACGGAUAUCGGACAUCGCUGAAGAAAUGCGCCGUAAGAAGGUCGAAUCGGAGCUGCAGAACUCGGGAUGGGUGUCAGCCGACAAAAUGGGAGGCAACUCAGGGCCACAACCUGAUCUGCAAUUCCAACCUCCUCCUGGCCAGAACUUUGCGAGUGCUAGUGGCCCUGGAGGAGCUGGCAUGCCGCCUCCUGGGGCAGGUGCUCCUGGCGCACCGCAACCGCAGAUGAGCCAGAUCUUCAUCGAUGAUUGGUUUUCUCUGGAACCUGUCGGACGCAUACAUUUAACGAUGUCCUUCAUGAAACACGCGAGAAACAAGAAUCCAUUCGAUGCUGGACUUGGACGAAAGGGUGCCAUUCGUCAACGAAAAGAAGAGAUCAUCGAGCAGUACGGUCACAAGUUCGUGCAACAGCAGUUCUACAACAUCAUGCGUUGUGCGCUUUGUGGCGAAUUCCUCAAAUACGCUGCCGGCAUGCAGUGUUCGGACUGCAAGUAUACUUGCCACAAAAAGUGUUACCCAGACGUGGUGACGAAGUGUAUCACGCAGUCAAACGCAGAGACAGAUCCAGACGAGGCGAAGUUGAACCAUCGCAUCCCGCAUCGCUUCACAAACUUUUCCAAUAUGGGCGCGAACUGGUGCUGUCAUUGCGGGUAUAUCUUGCCGCUGGGUCGCAAGCAGGCUCAAAAGUGCGGAGAGUGUGGUUUGACUUGUCACGUUGGCUGUGUCCACUUCGUCCCCGACUUCUGUGGUAUGUCUAUGCGAAAGGCGAACGAGAUUCUAAAGGAAAUCAAGAGGACAAAAAGAACACAAUCCGCAACCACCGGUGGACUGAGUGAUAAAACUCUCCGUAAGAACCCACAGCGCCCAACUCCAGGGCCGAGCGCCCAAUCCCAAUUCCAGCCUCCACCAGGCCAGGAACAGCCGGCUCAACCAGACCGAUACUCGUACGGUAAAGAAUCGCAAUCCCGGCCACAGCAUCCACCAGGACAGCAGUCGUACGCGCCAUCAGCCACAUCUGUUGAAGCAGCGCGAUCUUCUUACGGCUCAGGUUCUACACCUACCCCCACGUCGCCAACUUCACAGCGCCCUUCAUCAGGGCCUCGUUCACAGUCUCAGCAAACCGCACCUGUUGCUGCCGCCGCAGCAGCGAUGGGCAAGAGCGCCACUCCGGCAUAUGGGCGCACACAGUCCGAUUACCCACUCCAAGGGCAACGCACGUCCGGUGGUGGCUAUCCUCAAGACCAACGGGUACCUCAACAGCAGGGCCCGCCACAGGUAGGAUACAAUCCGCAGGACUAUGCAAACUAUGCAAACACUCCACAGUACCCCACUGCGCCACAACAGCCCGUGCAAGCUCAGUAUGCGCAGCAGAAGCAGUCAUAUGCACUCCCUCAGCCUGGCCCGCAGUCUCCGCAACAGCAGCCGCAGCCGCCUCCACACCAGAGUGAUCCCAGGCAACAGCAACCACCCUCCCAACAAGCACAACCGGUUUCUGCAAUGACGAAAGCUCCAAGCGACAAGGUUACCCCGCCAGCAAACACUCAGGGUACUGGAAGGAGAAUUGGUCUCGAUCAUUUCAAUUUCCUCGCUGUGCUCGGAAAGGGUAACUUCGGAAAAGUCAUGUUAGCUGAGACGAAGAGCACGAAGCAGCUAUACGCUAUCAAGGUUCUAAAGAAGGAGUUCAUCAUUGAGAACGAUGAAGUGGAGAGUACGAGGUCCGAAAAGCGAGUGUUCCUGAUUGCAAAUAAGGAGCGACAUCCAUUCCUUCUCAGCUUGCACGCCUGCUUCCAGACGGAGACGCGAGUCUACUUCGUUAUGGAGUACAUUAGUGGUGGUGAUUUGAUGUUGCACAUUCAGAGGGGACAGUUCGGCACCAAGCGAGCUCAAUUUUAUGCGGCCGAAGUGUGCCUUGCUCUGAAGUAUUUCCACGAGAACGGUGUCAUCUACCGAGAUUUGAAGCUGGACAACAUCUUGCUCACUCUUGAUGGCCAUAUCAAGAUUGCAGAUUACGGUUUGUGCAAGGAAGAAAUGUGGUAUGGAUCAACGACCAGCACUUUCUGUGGUACACCUGAAUUCAUGGCCCCGGAAAUCUUGCUAGACAAGAAAUACGGUCGCGCUGUGGACUGGUGGGCGUUCGGUGUCCUCAUCUACCAGAUGCUACUUCAACAAUCGCCGUUCCGUGGUGAAGAUGAAGAUGAAAUUUACGAUGCUAUCCUCGCAGACGAGCCUCUGUACCCGAUUCACAUGCCUAGGGACUCAGUGUCAAUCCUCCAGAAGCUCCUCACCAGAGAACCUGAACUGCGAUUGGGAUCCGGACCGACCGACGCCCAAGAGAUUAUGAGCCACGCCUUCUUCAGGAACAUCAACUGGGACGACGUAUACCACAAAAGGAUUCCCGCUCCUUUCAUUCCGCAGAUCACCAGCGCUACGGACACAAGCAACUUCGACACUGAGUUCACCAGUGUGACGCCCGUGCUUACGCCGGUGCAGUCUGUUCUCUCGCAAGCCAUGCAAGAAGAAUUCCGAGGCUUCUCCUACUCGGCCGAUUUCGCAUAA
Molecule: messenger RNA, 3552 nt
Organism: Didymosphaeria variabile
Lineage: Eukaryota; Fungi; Ascomycota; Dothideomycetes; Pleosporales; Didymosphaeriaceae
Product: Serine/threonine kinase
Exons: 7
Coding region: 1-3552 (1183 amino acids)
Biological process (GO): fungal-type cell wall biogenesis; signal transduction; protein phosphorylation
Molecular function (GO): diacylglycerol-dependent serine/threonine kinase activity; ATP binding
Source: RefSeq, a predicted model, not a curated record